AUGGAUUCAGACAUAAAAGGUCGUUUGAGCGAAUUCCAUAAUCCUAGACCAGAAAAAAUGGAAUUUGACGCAGAGACUGGUAAACUACGUGUAGUCAAAGCUCCAAAUCCAGGUAAACUAUUAACGUUUUUAUCUUAUGGGUUUCUGUGUAUUAUGCAAUUACCUAAGAAAUGGAAUAAACGUCGAUGUUACCAUUAACUUCGCUCGAAACAUGGAAGCUUGUUCUAUUUUCAUGUAGUUGCAUAAUACACCGAGGCGCAGGAAUUGUAUUGCCUAUUGGCACCUCAUCUUACACUCGCUUAUCUGAUGCACAUUGAGCAAAGAAGAGUGAGACUUACAGGCGUGUAUUCGUAUUAAACUGUCUGGCUUAAUUUACUGCAGAGUAUAACAAGUCUAAUAAGAUUAACAACAACAUAUUCAACGGACCGCAAACCCUUAUAAUUUACUAGAAAUACACGGUCCAUAUAAUAAUGCGAAAAAUGGAAUUGUUAUAACACAUUUUCCAGGGAUUAAUGGUUGAAUGUCUUCAAGUUUCCAACCAUCAAACCUAUAAGCUAGUGCAAGGUUUUCCUUUUGUAAAAUUAUUAUAUCUGAUUUGAUGAAAGAAUGAUAUUAAUCUUAUAUUCGGUGAUGAUCGCUUUUAAAGUUUGCGCUACCUACAUGCAGUUAUAUAUCUAUAUUGCGUGGUCUGCAUGCAAGCAAUGACUAUCACCAAAAUAUAAUGAAUACAAACGUGAGGUAUCAUGCACAGAAAACCAAAAGUCUUUCGUAUUUGACCUACCGGUUAGUGAAUUUGUAUGACUCGACUCCGUUACAGAUCUCAGUGUAGUCCAAACAAACAUGUCAUGCAGCUUCUUUGGUGGUGGUAACUUGGUUGCAUCGUCAGCGAAGGACAAAAUUACGUUAAAGCCUAAGUCAUGGAUUAAACGAGAUAUGCAUGUCAAAACCAUGCAUAUCUCGUGCAAAUCUGACAGGUAUCAAGAAGCUCACAACUAUGCUGGAGUAAUUAUUUACCAAUACAACGGCAAGUCGGACUGGAGAACCGCCAACAAUACUCACUGUAAGUCUGGCUAUAUCGUCAUUCAAGACACAGAUUCAGAAAAUGUUGAGAAAUUGAAGAGUGAAGAGUUUGGUCAAGUUCACGGAGCUGUCUAUAGAAAUGCCUUCGGUGAACCAAAGACGAAGAGCGUCGUUGGCGAAGGUUUUGCAAUACAAAACGGAGAGAUUAAAUUUAAUUCAGGCGUCUUUAACAACCCACAGGGCAGUGUAUUCCAUGAUGAUCAUAGAUGGAUGAACGAAUUGUCAAAGCAUUGCGUUAGAAAGAUAGUCGAAGAGUGGAUGACUGCAGGUUUGUCUGGGGUCAAACAGAGAAAUUUUGAAGUGAAAGAAUUGCUCGGCGAUUUUGAUUAUGAAAUGAACAGCAUAAUUUUGGUGGAUAAAGACAACAGUACGCGAUCUUGUAAUAUACUGUGA
Molecule: messenger RNA, 1473 nt
Organism: Paramuricea clavata
Lineage: Eukaryota; Metazoa; Cnidaria; Anthozoa; Malacalcyonacea; Plexauridae
Source: the annotation of a GenBank genome assembly